Molecule: messenger RNA, 1882 nt
Organism: Mytilinidion resinicola
Lineage: Eukaryota; Fungi; Ascomycota; Dothideomycetes; Mytilinidiales; Mytilinidiaceae
Product: ORC2-domain-containing protein
Exons: 1
Coding region: 59-1825 (588 amino acids)
Biological process (GO): regulation of DNA-templated transcription; DNA replication
Cellular component (GO): nucleus; nuclear origin of replication recognition complex
Molecular function (GO): DNA replication origin binding
Source: RefSeq, a predicted model, not a curated record
GGUGGACUCCACAAAUCCUGCCACGACUGCCCACCGCUGCACACCGCCAGCUGUAUCCAUGAAGCGUAAAAGCGCCGGGGUUGCUCCAGGGACACCGACGCCAAAGAAGAACCGGACAUCUACCCGACAAAAUGGAGAGCUCGACAAUGACGGCGCAGUGAAGAGCCCAGAGGUGGAGACACCAUCGAAGAGAAGGCGAGGAGAGCAGGAUUUGAUGAAGGAAUUGCACCAGGCAAAAGCCAAUGGAGCUACUACAGGCGAAAUCAAUGGAGGCAACACCCCGGGAACGCCUCGGUCGCAGCGCAAGGUGUUGUUCACAACUCCAACCAAGCCCCGGCAAGAAGACACCCCGAACGGCACCCCUACUAUCGUCAGGAAUGCAGACCGAUCCGCUCGUCGGAAGAGUGCCCGACGCUUGAUUGAGCGGACCAUAAAUGGAGAUGAAAGCGACGAGGAGGCCUUGGAUGAAGAGGACACCCUGGCCCAAGAGAUAUUGGGGGGCGAGGGCGAGGGCGAGGGCGACGAGGAGGAGCAAGAUGAAAACGAUAGUGGGGCGUCUCCCAUACCUGAGACUCCUUCCAAGCGAGGAAGAGGACGACCGAGAGGGAGGCCACGGAAAGAGCGCUCUCCAACGCCGCCCCAAAAUCUUCCACCACAUGAGGAGUUCUUUUGGCAAAAUCGGCCUGGCGGGACAAAAACCUCCAAUAACACACUUCCAUCCAGCACACUCUUAAAUCAUGACGAGUACUUCACGACAAUGCAAUCCUAUGAGGAUCCACACGGUCCAGAGCGGGACUUCUUGUUAGAACUUCACAGCCGUUCUUUCGACCAAUGGAUAUUUGAGCUGGAGCAAGGCUUCAACAUAUGCCUCUACGGCUAUGGGUCCAAACGCUUACUGACUGACGAAUUCGCCGCUCAUUUAUACGAUUACCUCCUGGCCAGAAGCUCUGAUAUCUCAGACACACAGUUACCGAGGAUUCUCGUCGUCAAUGGUUACACGUCCGGCAUAACGAUCAGAGACAUUAUCUCUAGUCUGGCUUCAGCUAUUUUCACAUCUACUGUUAAACUCCCCACGCAGCCUGGUCCACUCCUGUCUCAUGUACUGUCUUGUCUCUCCUCAUAUCCUCCGAGUCAACCAAUUCAAAUCCUGCUCAAUUCAAUUGACUCAUUACCUUUACGGCGCGGCCCAGCAGUAUCCCUUCUUGCUCAACUAGCUGCACAUCCAAGCAUUCACUUACUUUGCACCGCCGAUACCCCUAAUUUUCCGCUGUUGUGGGAUUUGGGCCAGAAAGCCCAGUUCCGGUUUGUCUUCCAUGACACAACUACAUUUGCGCCCUACGAUGCCGAGAUUGACGUUGUUGAGAGCGUUAAUGAGCUUCUCGGCCGUAGCGGUAGGAGGGUCGGAGGCCGGGACGGUGUAGGUUUUGUGCUGCGCAGUCUACCGGAGAAUGCACGAUCGCUGUUCCGAAUAUUGAUCAAUGAACAGCUUGAUCUUCUUUCAGCUGACACUAAUGACAACGAUAACGAGGGCUUAGGGGAGCAGCCCGCAUCUGUGCAAACGCCACGACAUAAAUUACAGCUAGCAACUCGGAAACAUGCGUCCGAAUCUGGCAUGGGUAUGGAGUAUCGCAUGUUGUAUCACAAAGCUGUGGGAGAGUUUGUUUGUUCGAAUGAAGUGGGCUUUAGGACCCUUUUGAAGGAGUUUCACGACCAUCAAAUGGUUGAAAGCAGAAAGGAUGGUAUGGGUACCGAGAGACUAUGGAUCCCAUUCAGAAGGGAGGAGUUGGAGGGACUAAAAGAGGAUUUCGAAGUAGAAGGGCUCUAAAUUUUAAGCUAAUAUGUAGAGAAAAUUCGUAAUAAACAACAAUUCAAAUAAAACCAC